AUGUUUGAUAAAAAAGUUGUCGAAGAUAUUUACAAAGAAAUAAACAAUUCCGAUACUCAUAUAGAAGAUAAUUUUCAAUUUACAAAGCAGCAGUUUCAAAAAUUCUUCAAAGAUUUAGAUGAUGAAACACUGGAUACUAUUCUAACUGUUAUUGACUCGGUUGACAAACUCAAAGAGAUUAUAUCAAGCAAAGAUUGUGCUAAUCCUUUACAUCAGCAAGUUCAAUAUACAAAUGAAGUUCUAGAAUUUCUGACAAGUUAUCGUCAAUCUCAACAAAUUUCAAAAGAAACAACAAAUAAUUUUGUAAUGCCUAGCUGGUUUCAAACUUCGCUUAACGCAAGUUUUUGCAAUCACGACUUAAUCCAAAAAGUUGAUGAGAAGGCAAAAUAUAUUGAACAAAAUAAAGAAUUACUAGGAAUUGAAAAUGUUUUUAAUUGGAACAACAAAAAGUUUAUAACAUUUUUAAAUAUGUGUAUACGGCAAUUCAGGUAUAUAAAUCCAGAGCAAAUUAUAAUUACUGGUGCUAGAAUAUUUGAUGCACAGUAUGCGCGUAUUGCUAAUGAUGUAAGAAAUAAAUUUCAUAAUAAAAAAAUAAAGACGGUCAAGCCAUGA
Trichomonas vaginalis G3 is the source of this 612-nucleotide messenger RNA. RefSeq lists its product as uncharacterized. The transcript has a single exon. Lineage: Eukaryota; Parabasalia; Trichomonadida; Trichomonadidae. Bases 1 to 612 code for a protein of 203 amino acids. The record is from RefSeq and is a predicted model, not a curated record.